AUGGGGAUUGAAUUAGAACCAUGGAAGAUGUAUUUUGAUGGAGCAAGUAAUCAGAAUGGAAGUGGCAUUGGAGUUCUCCUAAUUUCUCCAAAAGGGACACACAUGUCAUUCUCUGGUAGGCUCAACUUCUCUGCCACUAAUAACGCCACUGAAUAUGAAGCUUGCAUUAUGGAAUUACAAGUAGCCCUUAGUCUUGGAGUAGAAGAGUUGGAAGUGUAUGGUGACUCAGCCUUGAUAAUUUCUCAGAUUCAAAACAGGUGGAAGAUUAAGGAAGAACAGCUAGUGCCUUAUCAUGAAUGUCUUCAGAAAUUGAUAUCUAAGUUUGGAAAGAUUCAAUACCAGUAUGUGCCAAGAAUGCAGAAUCAAAUUGCAAAUUCUUUAGCAAUAAUGGCAUCCAUGAUGGAUAGGCCCAAAGAAGACCAAGCUCGACUAAAAGUGGUAGAACAAAAAGAAGAGUCAGCUUAUUGCAAGUCAAUAGAAGGAGACGAAGAAAUAAGUGGGGAGGAUGAAUGGUAUUCAGACAUCUUACAAUACCUCAAGGAUGGGACAUACCCAAAAUUUGCGGAUAAGAAUGACCAAUUGACUAUCAGAAGGUUGUCCACUAAUUACACUAUUUGUGGUGAAAGGCUGUAUAUAAGGUCGUAUGAUAGAAUUCAUCUCCUUUGUGUGAUUGACAUGAAAGCACAGAAAAUAAUGGAGGAGGUCCAUAAGUCAAAUUAUAGGCAACAUAUGAAUGCACACAUGUUGUCACGGAAGAUAAUGGGACAGGGUUAUUAUUGGACUACUAUGGAAGCAGAUUGUGCGACUCAUGUUCAAAAAUGUCACUAG
Messenger RNA from Quercus lobata, 828 nucleotides. RefSeq lists its product as uncharacterized. NCBI's taxonomy places the organism in Eukaryota, Viridiplantae, Streptophyta, Magnoliopsida, Fagales, Fagaceae. Gene Ontology annotation, molecular function: RNA-DNA hybrid ribonuclease activity; nucleic acid binding. The coding region runs from base 1 to 828 and encodes 275 amino acids. The record is from RefSeq and is a predicted model, not a curated record. The transcript has a single exon.